Molecule: messenger RNA, 1732 nt
Organism: Choloepus didactylus (southern two-toed sloth)
Lineage: Eukaryota; Metazoa; Chordata; Mammalia; Pilosa; Megalonychidae
Product: ADP-ribosylation factor-like protein 5A
Exons: 1
Coding region: 265-804 (179 amino acids)
Biological process (GO): protein localization to Golgi membrane; vesicle-mediated transport; intracellular protein transport
Cellular component (GO): trans-Golgi network; cytoplasm
Molecular function (GO): GTP binding; GTPase activity
Source: RefSeq, a predicted model, not a curated record
GUGGCCCGCGAGGCGAGGCGCAGACAACGCGGCGGCGAUGUCCGCGAGCCAGGCGAGUCCCGCGGCGGUAGCUGCGGGGCCUCGCGCGCGGCAGGGCGACCUGGACUUCGGCUUCCCUCCGGUUCCUUGGAAGUGGGCGGGCGGCAAGUGCGGGAGCAGCAGCAGCCGAGGCGGAGGCUCUGGCUCGUCUCUCUCCUCCCCCUCAGCCUGAGCCGGGGGAGGCCAGGCGGCACGGGUAGCUGGAGGGGGGUCCGCUGCCCAAGAAUGGGAAUUCUCUUCACCAGGAUAUGGAGACUGUUCAAUCACCAGGAGCACAAAGUUAUCAUUGUUGGGCUGGAUAAUGCAGGGAAAACUACCAUCCUUUACCAAUUUUCUAUGAAUGAAGUUGUACAUACAUCCCCUACAAUAGGAAGUAAUGUAGAAGAGAUAGUCAUUAAUAAUACACGUUUCCUAAUGUGGGAUAUUGGUGGUCAAGAAUCUCUUCGUUCUUCCUGGAACACUUACUAUACUAACACUGAGUUUGUAAUAGUUGUUGUGGACAGUACAGACAGAGAAAGGAUUUCUGUAACUAAAGAAGAGCUGUAUAAAAUGUUAGCGCAUGAGGACCUAAGAAAAGCUGGAUUGCUGAUUUUUGCUAAUAAACAAGAUGUUAAAGAAUGUAUGACUGUAGCAGAAAUCUCCCAGUUUUUGAAACUAACUUCUAUUAAAGAUCACCAGUGGCAUAUCCAGGCAUGCUGUGCUCUUACAGGCGAGGGACUGUGCCAAGGACUUGAAUGGAUGAUGUCACGACUUAAGAUUAGAUGAUCUCUGCUGACCUCUUCGCAUAGACUGUGUAAACGAAGUGCUGGACUUUUCCUGAAAGCUGCAAAAAUUAAUGGUUUAGAUAUAUUUAUAAUAAACUGAUUUAAACUUUUUCUAUAAGAAGAAAAAUUAAGACCACUUAUUUGAAAACAAAGAUGAAGUCUCACCUUCCAAUUGGCUUUCUCAUUAGUUCCUUCCAAAGUUAAAUCUUAAAGCUGUGACUGACAUUUUUCUCAUAAUGAAAAUGACCCCUCUCAGGACAUUGUGUAGCCUGUGGUAAGUAUAAAAGAAGGAAGACAUUUAAGACCUUUAUUGUCAGUAUAAACCUCCCUAGUUGAAUGUUGUUCUCUUCUUGUUCUAAUAAGUCGCAGUACAAAUCAGCACAGAUAUUCAGUUCCCAGUAUUUUAAUGUGUAGUGUUACCUAUGAAAAGUAUUUUGCAUUAUGUUGUGUAUGUAUUGUGUAUAUACCUCAAGUUUGAGUUAAUGGCUUUGAUUUAUGUUCUCAAAAAAAGUGAGUAACACGAAAAUUAAUUUAUCCUUAGUUGUAACCAUAUGUGAUGAGUACUGGCAUUGGUGUUAAGUGCCAUUUUGUACUUUCACCCUUAGGUUCUCUGUAUUGUAAUAACCAACCCCCAAAUCAUUGAACUGCUCUUAAAACAAAAAAGAAAGGAAGAAAGAAAAAGGAAAAAAACUUGAUGUUGAGUACAUAUUUUUUUGUUGAUCAAAUCACACGGAAACAUAUACUGAAACUGAAUGGAACUUAUAUCAAAUUCUUGGCUUAAGUAUUUCUAAUGGGCAGAAUUACAUGGCGAAUAAUUAUCAGAUCAUUCCGUGUAUAGGUCCGUAUGCCAUCUAUAUUAAUGAAUAAAUUGUUGAUCCACUCAUCAGUCAUUACUUGUGAUUAAAAUUAUCAAGUAAUUUUUUUCAACA